AUGGCGAUGGCCACAGCAGGGGGCCAGGUCACCAAUAUCCAUAACUGCGGAGUGCAUGACAUCGUGCUCAGGAGCAGAUACGACCCCAACAGAUCUCUCAGGCUCAGUGCAAUCGAAUUGAAGUGCAUCUCCCGCACCAAAUUCCCGAUCCUGAGGGACAACCUGGGACUCUUCCCCGCAGCCGACCAAGUCGAGAUCGGCGAGUCUGAGUACGUCGACAUCUUGCUGGGAGUAAGGAACUUGUCGGAGAUAGGCUUCGCGAACCCAAAGACGCUGAACCGAAUAUUCGCGUUCGAAACAAUCUUCGGAUGGAUAUUCGGCGGCUCUGAGGGAGCAUCGCGGACCCACAGUCCAUUGCCGAAAUUCUGCGGGUUCGCCUUGGCGCAACCGAGCUCACCAGUAGGUCUCAGUGACGCCGCCCUCUCCCCUACCGGACCCAUGAGUCUCUCAGAGGACGAGCUCCCAGAGUGCACGGUGUCGAAAAACACCAAGAAGGACAUCGAAUGCCUAUGGCUAUCAGAAGACCUAGGUCUCGAAGACAUCGGCAACGAGCUCAAGGAAGAGGAAGACAACCUCACGAAAGCCCUGAUCGAUCACUUCAAGAAAACGACAGUCAGGGACCCCACAGGAACUCAAGGAAACCCAGUCAAGCUCAGGGCAGUUGAUGAAGAAAUCAAAAACUACAUCAACGCGGGAUUCGCAGAGCCAGCUCAACCAAGGUCACGCGACCAGCUCGCUCACUACCUGCCAAUCCAGGCAGUAUUCAAGGCGAACCCGGAAUCUCCCCUGGGUUUGAAAACCCGAGUUGUCAAGGACGCGAGCGCCCGUCGAUCAAACGAAGCUGGUCUCAAUGACGUACUUCAUCAGGGACCAAAUCUACUCCCCAACUUAAUCAAAGUGAUACUGAAGUUUCGCCAGUACAGAUACGCCGUAGCGGCGGACAUAGAAAAAGCUUUCCAACAAUUCAGGAUUGCCCCAGAGGAUCGCACCUUCCUACGAUUCCUUUGGCCAUUGGGAAUAUCAACCAACGAGUCAGCCCCAGUGAAAGAAUUCUGGGCGACCAGACUAGACUUCGGACUAGUCUGCUCCCCAUUUCUACAUUGCCAAGGGGUGCGUUCUCACCUGGAGUACGCACAAUCAAUAGACCCCAAGGACAAGAAAUUCAUCCAAGAGAUUAUCGACACCUUCUAUAUGGAUGACAUUUGUCUAGGAAGUGACAACCUCGAGGACGCGAAAUACAAAAUUUCGCUCCUAUUCGACAUCUUCCAGGAAGCGCACAUGCCCCUCAAGAAAUGGGCGUCAAACAGCACAGAGCUGGGAGAAUUCAUCAAGGAGCACUCACCGGUCAAGGACCCAUCAAUAUCCACCGGCCAAUUAGACGGCAAAUUCUUAGGGAUCCCUUGGAACCAGCAAAUGGAUCUUUUAUCGGUGCCAACCAAUAAGGCCAUCAACGAGCUCCAAUCAGGAACACCUUCAAAAAGAAAACUCCUCAGAGGACUCGCCCAAAUCUUCGAUCCAUUGGGAAUUAUGGGUCCGACAACCAUAAACGCCAAAAUAUUGCUUCAGAAACUAUGGAAAUCGAAGAUCGGAUGGGACUUAGCCUUAGAGGGGCCGCACGCGGAAGAAUACGCGAGAUUCACGGAUUUGCUCAACAAGGACAAAGUGUCAAUCUCGCGCCACAUGCUCUCAUAUACAGGCGACAAGUCGCGCAGAGAACUCCACGUGUUCUCCGAUGCAAGCUUGAAUGCAUACGGCUGCGUCAUCUACCUCCGAGAGAGCUCUGGAAAUACGAAACCGAUUACCCAUUUCGUUAUGGCGAAAGCUAAAGUAUGUCCGGUCAAGCCAAUGUCGAUCCACCGCCUAGAGCUUUUGGGCGCGCUUCUCGCCAGCCGACUGCUAUCAUCAGUCAAAAGUCUCAUGGACAUACAGAUCGACUCGGCCCAUCUAUACACCGAUAAUUCGAGCGUCCUAGGAUGGGUAAACUCGGAACCGGAGCGCUGGAAACCAUAUGUAGCCAACAGAAUCCGGCGUAUCCACACUCUCGUCGGCCAGACCGUCUGGAAAUACGUGAAAUCAGAGGAAAAUCCAGCCGACCUCAUUUCAAGAGGAGCAGACCUCUCUUCCGAUCACAACAGAUCACUAUGGCUAAAGGGACCUCAGUGGUUGGAAUCGCUGACGUCAGACGUCGAGCGCGCACCCGCGAACAUUGUCUUCGGAGACACAUCAGGAAAACAAUUCGAUCCGGAACGCCGACAGAAUGUCUCCUGCAUGGCAGCCACAUCGGCCAAUCCACCGGCCACAGAGGAAAUAUUCUUCGAGAAUAAGUUUUCUUCUUGGCUCAAAGCCGUUCGCUUUUGGGCUCUCAUGCAGAGACUCGUGACGAAGGCACAGGACAUAAGAGAUCGAGUUGCUCAGGGAAUCAGUUUCCAACGGAAACCCGCGCAAAAACAGGGUGUCGAAUUCGAUGCCGAAGAAUUGCUCAGGGCCAAAACAUCUCUACUCCGACUAAUCCAAGAAAAAUAUUUUAAGGAGGAGACAGAAAAUCAAUGCAAAAACGUCAGGCGUACGAGCGUAUUGUAUCAGUACAAUCCGGUCAUGGACCCCGACGGUCUCAUACGAU
Galendromus occidentalis (western predatory mite) is the source of this 2620-nucleotide messenger RNA. RefSeq lists its product as uncharacterized. The annotation marks the transcript as partial. The transcript has 2 exons. Lineage: Eukaryota; Metazoa; Arthropoda; Arachnida; Mesostigmata; Phytoseiidae. The record is from RefSeq and is a predicted model, not a curated record.